This is a messenger RNA of Paramecium octaurelia, 316 nucleotides long. Lineage: Eukaryota; Ciliophora; Oligohymenophorea; Peniculida; Parameciidae. The record is from the annotation of a GenBank genome assembly.
UGGUAUUUUAUGACAUUUGAGAUAAAUUCUACAUCAACAACGUUAUCAAAUUUUCAAAUUGGACAUAAAGAGGAAAACUAAUGCUAAUCUAAGAAUCCUUAAAUGUCGAAAUCAAAAAUAAAAGUAUGAAUUUAAUGUCAAAUAUCAUGCUUACUAAUAUCCCUAAACGUCAAGUUGGCAAACUAAAGAAAGGAAAUAUUUUGGUAUUUAUGUAUAAAACAUUAAACAUUAGCAUUGCAGCUAACUUUGAUAUUAAAGUAAUACACAAAGAAGUUUAAAUCAUUUGUCAACAUUACAUCCCUAUUUGAUUGAUCAA